Messenger RNA from Lodderomyces theae, 1050 nucleotides. RefSeq names its product diphthamide synthase. Lineage: Eukaryota; Fungi; Ascomycota; Pichiomycetes; Serinales; Debaryomycetaceae. The record is from RefSeq and is a predicted model, not a curated record. The coding region runs from base 1 to 1050 and encodes 349 amino acids. Gene Ontology annotation, molecular function: protein binding. The transcript has a single exon.
AUGGUUGCAACCAGUGCCAGACUAGCGAAAACAACAACAAAUCUUCCACCCUGUUGUUUACGAAUUCAUCCAAAUGAUACGAGCAGGAUAUACAUUGGUACAUACAAAUUGGAAGAAGAUACUGGGAUCAAACAUGGAUCAUUAGAUGUGUAUACGUACAAAGGUGCAGAGUUGUCACUAGUAACGUCGAUCCCCACAAAAGCAGCUAUACUUGACAUGAAGUUCAAUCCCCAAGACGCGUCACAGUUGAUAUCUGCUCACUCUAAUGGACAAAUUACGGUAUGGAGAGUAGGUCCAAACGUUGAAGAUUUAACCAAAGUCAAAGGUAUCGUUAUAGAUGAAGAUGAAACAAAUUGCAUCACUUCGAUCUUUUAUAACCCCAAUGACCCAAACAAAGUACUUCUUACGCUAACCAGUGGGUCACUGGUGAUUGCCGACUUGGUAUCACAGGCCAUUACUCCUCUUGAAGGACAGCAUAGCUUGGAAUGCUGGACCGGUUCAUUUGGAGAAUUGGGUCAACUAAAUCAUGUUGCAUAUACAGGGGGCGAUGACUCUCAAUUGGUUGCUCACGAUCUACGCACAUCGCAACCAAUAUGGACCUUAUCACGUGGCCAUGAUGCUGGUGUCGUGAGCAUUUUGUCUCCAUCAUCCAAAUGGAAUGCCUCUAAUGGGAACUUACUUUGGACUGGUUCCUAUGACGAUAAUCUACGGGUUUGGGAUCUACGAUGCAUUGACAAGUCGAAUCCAAGCUUGUUGGAGGGUUACAUACCGAGAAAAUUACAUGAAGAAAAUCUCGGCGGUGGUGUUUGGCGAUUGAUUCCAAGCCCGCUUGAAAAGGAUGAGAGAUUAUUGAGUUGUUGUAUGUACGAUGGUGCAAGAAUUGUAAAUACUAGAGGUGACGAUUUUUCUGUUGAUAGAUACUUUAAGAAAGAUCAUGCAAGUAUGUGUUAUGGUGGUGAUUGGUCGUUUGAUGGGAAAUUUGUCGCAACUUGCUCCUUUUAUGAUAAAGCUGUUCAAGUAUGGAGCCCCGAUGAAGUAGAAGAUAAAUAG